GCAACAUCUAGUCUGGAGCAGGCAUGGGAAUGCCCUUGAUACUCCGGAAGGAUGCACUUGAGCCGAGUUUUUGUCGGCCCUUUGGUGGACAUGAUUCGAUUUUGUCUGAUAUUGUUCCUAGGGUCCCAUAGUGCAUGGCCUAAUUUGUGCGUAUAGCAAACUAGAUUCGGAUCAUACUUCCUGUAUUGGUCCCCAUGGGUAUCAAGACUGGAACAUUAUUUUAUUCAUCUGUUGUCUGUGUUCUCUUAAGUACAGGGAGUCCUGUGAUCUCAGCUUACACUGUCACUCUUCUGCCUAACUCUCGCAGCUAUCGCGAAACAGUAUUGGGUUGUUGGUCAGUCCUUAAGCCACGCUCUGACAUUCUUUCAUCAUGUAUCGUCAGACAAUGGCACAGUCAAGUGUCACAGUCACUCUUUUUCUAAUUUCACUUUCAUUUCUCUCUCUGGCUUAUGCACAAACCUAUUACUGCACCGAAGACAUCGGUUGUACCAACGGCGCUUGUUGUGGCCUUGAAGACGGCGAGACGCAGGGUAUAUGUGGCUAUGGACCUGAAUAUUGUGGGGAUACCUGUGUGAGCAACUGCACUGCAACUGCUCCUUGCGGUAAAUAUGCAGAGGUGAAAGGCACCACUUGCCCCUUGAAUGUGUGCUGUUCUGCCUAUGGUUUCUGUGGAACAACUUCCGACUUCUGUACUGUGGUUGACGACGAUGAUGACCACAGCUGCCAGAGCAACUGCGAGUCCCCCACCGAGCCAUCCUGCUCCUCCAAUAACGUGCUGAAAAAGGUUAUUGGGUACUACGAAUCCUGGUCCACAAGUCGCGUGUGUGAUUCUUGGACGCCUAGCAACAUUGCCGCCUCUAGCUUGACUCACAUCAACUACGCCUUUGCCCUUUUCACCGAACUCGAUGACGAUGAAUGGGCGAUCAGUUGGGACCAAACUGACGAGAACGAUCUAGCUGAGUUGAUUAGCGAAUUCAUCGACCUGAAGACUACCAAUCCAGGCCUGUCAUGUUUCCUUUCCAUAGGAGGGUGGUCCUUCAACGAUGGAGAUACGGCUGACUACUGGUCCAGAAUGGCGUCUACCGCAGCUGGCAGAAAAUCUUGGUCCAAGUCAGUACUCCAUACAGUCAUGGAAUAUGGGUUUGACGGUGUCGACCUUGACUGGGAAUAUCCAGUGGCCAGCGACCGAGGUGGCAGCGAAGAAGAUGCGGAGAACUACAUUAAGCUGCUAAAGGAGCUUAGGUCAGUAUUCGAUGAAGAAGGGACGUCUUACGGCAUCACUUUCACGAUUCCCACCAGUUAUUGGUAUCUUCAAAACUUCAAUAUCUCUGCCAUGGUAUCAGAAACAGGCGUCAAUUGGGUGAAUGUUAUGUCCUAUGACUUGCAUGGUACCUGGGAUGGUAACAACGAUGGAUCCAGAUGGACAGAGUCAGUGCUGGCGGGACACACCAAUCUCACAGAGAUCAAGAUUGCUUUAGAUCUUCUCUGGAGGAACGACGUAGACCCCUCUAAAAUCGUUCUGGGAAUGGGAUUCUAUGGGCGCACUUUCACAUUGGACGACACCGAAUGCAGUACCCCAGGUUGUGCUUGGGCAGGAGCCGGCCAAGCUGGCGAUUGCACUGCCACAGCAGGUAUACUGUCAUACAAGGAGAUUGUGGAGCUGAUGGCUGAUUCGAACAGCCUCCUCGUUUGGGACGAGGAUGCUGCAGUCAACUAUAUGACAUAUGGCGAGGACCAGUGGGUUUCUUUCGAUACGAAUCAAACGUUUCAACAGAAGAUUGACUUUGCCAACGACCAUUGUCUGGGCGGAAUCAUGAUCUGGGCUGUGGACCAGGAUACCUACGACUGGCAGGCCCUUAGCGCCCUGCUUGAUGACGACGUCAACGGUGAUUCCCUCCUCACAGGCGGAAGCGAGACCACAUCCACGAAAAAAGAAUUGGCCACUGCCUAUUCUGCUUACACUGGUGCUGAUUGCUAUGUUACGGACUGUUUUGCGUCUGGCAAAGGCCAAUGCCAGACGGACUACAGCGUCUUGGAGUAUGUUCACGAUGGUUCUUACGGUGUCAUUGAGAACCUAGACGAUGAUAUUUGUGAUGAAGGCGACUAUCGUAUGAUUUGUUGUCCUACGAGCGCAAUGCCGGAAGGCUGCCUCUGGAGUGGUGAUGAUACCCUUUACGGAGACGGCAUGUGCGCUGGCGGCACCUCUGCUUUUUGUGGCACAGGUAAAUAUGAACUGAUCCAGGACAGCUGGACAGAGAGUACUGGUGAUACUAAGUGCGUUGUUGGGGCUCGUUCUCUUUGUUGCAACACCAACACCGAGCUCGAAUUGUGCUCCUGGACGGAUUGUAUGGGGUCCUGCUCAGACGACCUCCCAUACGCCUACAAAUACGAAUCUUAUUGGGAAGGACCAAAUACUUACAAGAACUGCGAGUGGAAAGAUGGUGACUACUGCAUGGACACAUGUCCAGAUGAUAAAGUCUUGAUUACGCAGCGACCAGGAAUCGUGAAUCCUGAUGACGAUACAGAUACAAAGACCUGCAGUGAUGGCUAUGUCAAACUCUGCUGCGAUCCGCCAGACGCAACCGUUGAUCUACCUGUUGACCCAGAGGACCUCUUCCAAUACCCGGAUGACGACGACGUUAGCUAUUACUAUAACGUCGAGGAGAGUUCCAAUGAGGAUGCCACCAAUGACGAUUCCAAGGACCCUUUUGCCCUUGUCAUGAUCACUGGCGAUACAGACGCUUAUGAUGAGUCUCUCGUCGACCAGUGGACCUUUUUGGAUGAGGACUCUACGGAGAUCACUAAACGCGACGUCAAUGGAAACACAAAGAAGCGCAGCAUCUUCAAAACGGCGACUGACACGUUCGAGAAUGUUGUGGAAACACACCGCAUUCGGUGCAGCUCCCUCGUUAGAUACAACAAUGAGACAGGAUGCCAAUCUAUUUUCAACGGUGGUGCACGAAACACAAUUGUCAAGAUGCCGGACCACAUUGGCGCUGGCCCGUAUGCCCGAGUGGUCAGCCUUGAACGGAUCCUGUCAGCCAAGAGAGACACCACUGAGGAAGAGUUUGAGUUGGUCACCGACUACGACCUUGCUGCCGCUUCAGAGGAAGAUAAAGGCAAUGUAAACUUCCGUAUAGACUACACAAACCUUCUUGAGUACUGGGACGAAAUCACCGACUCACCUGCAGACCGCAAGAGAUGGUUUGGUUCUUUUAGUAAUUGGCUCAAGAAGAUGACUACCAUCGUCGAGGACGAAGAGGGUAGUCUUCCCUUGGAGUACGAGAAAACGCUCAAGCUGUUUCAUUUCCAGAAAACCUGCCCAAAACUCGGUACCUCCACACUUGACCUGGACGCCAACAUUCAUAUUGGGCUUUAUUCCCAAUACGGUUAUUAUUUUGAGGGCUCGAUUCUUCCGGUCCCAGAGUUGAUCAGCGCCUACGCAUACUUCUCCAUUGAGCCAGCGGCAGCUAUUCUGAUGACUCUCCGUGGAGAAGCGACUGUGCAGACAAGCAGCGACGUCGUGAACAUCAUCAGUGGUGUAGGUCUUCCGGGUCUCUCUAUCAAGGGUCUAAUCAGCAUUGGUCCGGAGUUUGCCUUGACUGGCUCCAUGGAUGCCUCUCUCAGCGUUUCGGGAGAGAUCAAUGCGGGUGUCUCCCUCGCUUUCGAUAAGACGACCGUCUACUUUCCUAACACGGAGGACGCUGCUGCAGAUGAUGCCGAGGCUGGCUCCGAUGGCAACGCCCUGGCCGAUGCUAAAAAGACAUACUCGGUUGACGCCUCUCUUGAUGCCGCAAUCUCAGCUACUGGGAACCUGGCCCUUUCUCUCACGCCUGAAGUUAAGUUCGGCAUCUCUGUACUAGGUGGCACACUCAUGGAAGGCUAUGUGACCGCCGGUGUCACCAACACCAUCGAAAUGGGAGUCAGCGCAUCGACGAGUGCAAGCACCAGUGGCGAUGUGUCCGCAGAGUUUUGUUACUGGGCUGACUAUACCUAUAAGAUGUUCAUUUCAGCUGAUGUUUCGUUUGUUGAUGAUCUCAUCUACUGGGGUGGCGCAUACGAUGUAUACUCUUCAGAUGAACCACUCACCCUGGUUGAAGAGAAGUGUUACGCCUACUCGAAUUCGGACUCGGAUAAUGCCAAGCGCAGUACGACCUCGUUGGUCAAGAACAGCACCGCCAGCUCCGGUUGCUUCAGCGGUCUCAUCAAUUGCGGUACCGAGGAAGACGAACUCAGCUGCGACUCAAGCAGCGACGACGACAGCACCGCAUCCAAGAGAGCCUGCACAGUCGAUAUACCGGCACUUUUUUAUAACUGUGACUUCAUGGGAGGUAGUCAGAGCUUCACAAACCUGAACGAGAACACGCAGGCUGCCGUUCCCUCGUACACCUUCAUUGGAAUCUGUGAGAACGUUCGGAACUACCUCGACAGCGGUGUGACGCAGACACCAAGUGGCAAGGCCGUCGUUGCUGGUUCCAACUGGAUGGAACUGACGUACCUUCCUAGCGGCGGCAACGGCGGCAAUCGCGCCGAUGCCUGCAGCGCUGUGUCAUCUUCUUGUGCCAGUACUAAAUCCGCCAUGUGGCCCACGGGUGUAUAUAAUGCAGCCGUUAAUAAGCAAAGCUACAAAGGGAUGGCAGGGUACAUCGAUUCCAUCUCGUGUGAUGAGUUUCCUUUCAAUGCGUCCGAAGAAGGCGGCAACGGUGCUGAAGCAGCAUGUGUCCCUGUCGAGUACCAAACGUACCAAGGCCAAGUCAACGCGAAGAUUCCCCAAGUCUACGACAUCACACUUGGUAAGAGAUGGGAUGAUGGGUCGUGGCCAAGCAAUAAUGAAAGGAAGUACACUGUCACGCUUAUGUAUGGAGGGACUAGCACCGUUGCAGGGCAGAGUUAUAUUGGCAAGUUCGCUGGAUCUGUCGACAGCUCCUCUACUUGGAAAAUCACGAAUAUCAUUGGUGGCAUUAACCUCAUGAGCACCACCAACUAUAGAAUUGGCACAACCACUGGCAACAACGGUGUUUGCCAGAUUUUGGGUCAGACAGUGAAGUCAAUUUCCGGCAGCAAGAAGAUUAGCAAGUGGAAGACUGUUGCUUGCAAGAUCACGUUCACAAGUGCGGACUCUCUAGACAAGCGCGGCCUGGACUCUAGAGACGGCAAUAACUGGGUAGUUGAGAAUGUGGAACUGUUACCAGGCUGGGAGAAAACCUCGACUAAUCCUGACGGCAGUGUGGAUCCAGAUGUGAUCCCGGACAGCUCAAGUGAGGCAGAGGCUUUGGUGACGCCAGCUCCUGAGUUGGGUAAUGCCAAAAUUGAUAUCAUGAGGCACUUGCACCAGCACAUACACAGUAAAUCUCAUUAGCGACCAGAAUGAAUUCAAGACUCUUAUCUUUUGUCUUUGGGACGAACCCUUGGUAAUAUAGGUAGGAGGCAGUAGGAGGCAAAGGUAGCCCCUUGGACAGUGGCGAGGCA
Messenger RNA from Truncatella angustata, 5469 nucleotides. RefSeq lists its product as uncharacterized. Bases 371 to 5359 code for a protein of 1662 amino acids. Gene Ontology annotation, molecular function: hydrolase activity, hydrolyzing O-glycosyl compounds; chitin binding. The transcript is spliced from 13 exons. The record is from RefSeq and is a predicted model, not a curated record. Gene Ontology annotation, biological process: carbohydrate metabolic process. NCBI's taxonomy places the organism in Eukaryota, Fungi, Ascomycota, Sordariomycetes, Amphisphaeriales, Sporocadaceae.